AUGUGUGAUUUGGUGUAGAUGUAUGUACGCAAACUAUAGCCAGUACGACGGGAAGUCGAGAGCAGUCGAGGCUACACGUUUCUAGCACGUGUGAGAACACGUGGUGCCACGCAACGGAAACGAGUCUAUUCACGUACAAAUCGUGAAAACACGCGUAUAGUUUGUCCGGGAUAUUGGCCAACACACUAAUGGACGAGUCGUUGCCUCUUCGCCUGGAAGUACAGUUCAAUGAACAGACACGGCGAUUUCCGAUGGAUCCUGCGAUUGCCACGUACAGGCAUGUGUAUGUCGUCGUCAAAGAAGCUUUCCAGCUUGCAGGGAAUUUUAGAUUGACUUUCCAGCGUGGUGAACAAGCAACGCAAUCUGAUCCUGUAAUGAUGUCUCUUACUAGCGACUGGGAUUUCGAUGCAGCUCUCCAGUCUGUAGACACUGCUGUAUCCCUGAAAGAAGAUCCAGUACUGAGACUAAGAGUUAUUGAUGAUAGAGAACAUGUACAAGAAGAUAAGGAGGAGAUUGCACCUGAAGUUGAAGGUGUACCUUGUUCAACACACAAAGAGGGAGUGAGCAUUCACAAAGACGUUGGUUCAGUUUCAAGGUCUUUGAAAUCUCUUCCUUCCGUCACUCCUCUGGCCACUUGGGGUGGAAGAAAGUCUAGUUCAUCAAUAUCUGGAAAGUCACUGGGAGAUGACUGGAUGAUUGUUGAAGAACGACCAUCUGCUGCUGCAUGCAACAACAUUACAAAUGCUAAACCAGAGUUUCUUCCUACUAGAAUAAUGAAAGCAACUCUCGGAAAGAUAGUUCACACAGUUCGAGAAAUUUCACGUAGAAGGCCUUUAUCUCGAUCUGACUGGAUGUCAUACUUGGAUUCUAAAGGUAAACUGGUAAAAGAUGACGAAAUGAGAGCAAAGGUGUUCUUCUGUAGUGUAGAUCCACAGUUGAGACCAAUAAUAUGGAGACAUUUACUGGGUGUAUUUCCACCAGAGAUUUCAGCGAGGAAACGUGCCCGAUAUGUGCAUAAGCUGCAUAGGAACUAUUCUAAAUUAAAGGAAAGCUGGCAGUCAAAAGACCAAACUGAACUAAAACAACUCUCGGAUAUGAUCAUGAAAGAUGUGAGACGCACAGAUAGAAAACAUCCUUAUUUCAGUGUCGAUGAUGGCCACUCCAGACUACAGAAACUUUUCAAUGUUCUCAUGACUUAUGCCACGAACAACCCUGAUGUGAUGUAUGCACAAGGAAUGAGUGAUAUUGCUUCUUUAUUUGUUGUGUUGUAUGAAUUGGAAGCAGACAGCUUUGUUUGUUUCAGUCAGUUGAUGAAACGUAUGAAGCAUCAUUUUUUGCUUGAGAGUGUAGCAGUCACACAAAAAUUUUCUAGUCUUCAAAUUUUGCUGAAACAUGUGGAUCCCUUCUAUUACAACUACCUACAACAGUGGGAUGCAGAUGACCUGCUUUUUUGUUAUCGUUGGCUAUUGUUGGACAUGAAACGAGAAUUUGAAUUCAAUGAUGCUCUGAAAGUGUUGGAGAUCACUUGGAGUGUGAUUCCAAAAGUUCCUGGUCCAGGAGAUGAACCGUAUGAACCCGAAUUCACUACAAUGGACGACAUUACUAAUGAUGGAACUGGAAAUGAGUCACCAUCAGGUACUGGCGAUCAUUUAUUUGACAUGGAAAACGAAGACGGGUGGCAGCAACCACAAGACAACGAAGAGGAAGAGGAAAUGAAGGCCGUUGUAGAAGAGUUAAAUUCUAUUAUUCCGUCAGACAUAAUAAGCAAAGAACAACAUCCACCUGAUGAAGAUGACACAUGUGAUGAUAAUUCAGCCUUGCUCACUAGUAGCAGUGAUCAGUUAUCAGAUAGUCAAUGCAUUACAACAACUGCACAGACAGGGUCUCCUACAACUACAGCAGAUGACGACAAAGCAGAUCAUCUGGCUGAUUUGAGUUGUGCACUACAAACUUCCUCUGAAAUUAGCAAACAGUUUGAUUCAUUUGAAACAUUGGAUUCUGCUGUAAUGAUUCCAUCUAUUUGUGGAGCUGGAAAUCCAUUCACCAUGUUUGGCUGCUUGACAUUGCUUCUUGUUCAUAAAGACCACAUUAUGAUGAACAACCUGGACUACAAUGAGCUUGCAAUGCACUACGACAUGAUGGCCAGAAAAACAAACUUCGGUGAUUUUAUCACAAAAACCCGAUCACUCUUUAUUAAGUAUCUCAAGAGCUGUCGUGACACUGAAGAGUUUACAACAUUCACUGCUAUCUGUAAUGAUGAAGUAGCCUUGUAAUACCUACCGUUCAACAUCAUAUGUAAUUUGUGUUGACUUAUUAACUUCGUCACCCUAAAGAUCAGCAAGGAUCAAAGGCGGUGAAUAGCUCAUUGAUUGCAACUAAAAGCAAUGAUGGUCUUCAAAACUUUUCGUUUGUAUCAUAGACAUACUAUGGACAUACCUCAAUAUAUUUUGUGUACUUUACUUUAUAUAUUGUGAACUUCCUGCAUUUUCUAUCUCUGAACAGUAUGACAAUUAAAUAUAUCAUUUCAUAUCAAGA
This is a messenger RNA of Corticium candelabrum, 2535 nucleotides long. Its product is annotated as TBC1 domain family member 25-like. Gene Ontology annotation, molecular function: GTPase activator activity. Gene Ontology annotation, biological process: activation of GTPase activity. The record is from RefSeq and is a predicted model, not a curated record. Lineage: Eukaryota; Metazoa; Porifera; Homoscleromorpha; Homosclerophorida; Plakinidae. The transcript has 4 exons. The coding region runs from base 189 to 2273 and encodes 694 amino acids.